Molecule: messenger RNA, 3412 nt
Organism: Frieseomelitta varia
Lineage: Eukaryota; Metazoa; Arthropoda; Insecta; Hymenoptera; Apidae
Gene: CCAP-R
Product: cardioacceleratory peptide receptor
Exons: 7
Coding region: 710-1735 (341 amino acids)
Biological process (GO): G protein-coupled receptor signaling pathway
Cellular component (GO): membrane
Molecular function (GO): vasopressin receptor activity
Source: RefSeq, a predicted model, not a curated record
CAAGGGAUGAUAAUCUUGAUAAAUGGAUAUUUGUAACAUGAGGAUAAAGGACACCGGUUUUCUAAUGUUACGAAUAUCAGGUUUCAUUAAACUGUGCUCGAUCAAUAUGUGUCAUCGAUAAAUUCCCUUUUGAUGAAAAAGAUGAAAGCGGAUAGUUGCUCAAUCUUGUACACGCGUGUUUCAGGUACAUUAACAACUAUCGAACAAGCGUCAAAACACUUUUUCUUCUGCUACAAAAAUAAAAAAUUUAAAAAAAUUUUUGAGAAUACGCGCGGCGUAUUCGAAUAUCCUUCGUUCCGGCAGGACCCUCGUCGCGCAUGCGUACGCUAACCGCAAACUCCUACACGCAUACAGCAUCGUCUGCUGAAGAUGUAAAGUACGAAGUACGAGCGUAGAGUCGCCGCGAAUUUGUCGGCCGUCUCAGUCGCGUUCGGCGCGUCGUACGAGCAAGUGUGUUUUCGUUCGUUUUCACUCCGCUCCCUCCGUAAUCCUCAGUUUUUUAAUUUUCUUUCUCAGUCCAACCCCUCAACCCCAAUCCUUCUCGUCGAAACUUUGUCCCGCGAUCUUUCUAUAGUAAUCGGACGAGACGGCAGUCCGUAAAACAGCAUAAUCGAAAGGACAAUCGAAAAUGUAUCACAUUUGAAAAACGGACAUAAGGAUAUUCUAGUCGAAGACGGAACAAUUCACGGUAUUGUGGCUGCUGUUCGCGAUGAUAGUCGUCGGGAAUAUCGCGGUGCUAAUUGGCCUCCUGUGGGGGAAACGGCGUAAGACGCGGAUGGAUUUUUUUAUCAAACAGCUAGCGUUUGCGGAUUUAUUGGUGGGCUUGAUAUCCGUGUUAACGGAUAUAGUUUGGAGAACAACGGUGACCUGGCAUGCAGGCAACGUUGGCUGCAAAUUGAUAAGAUUCAUGCAGGCCGUCGUUACAUACAGUUCCACGUACGUACUUGUCGCGUUGUCCAUCGACAGAUACGAUGCCAUCACCAGACCAAUGAAUUUCAGUGGCAGGUGGUGGAGAGCCAGGGCUCUGGUGGUGGCUGCCUGGGGCUUAUCAACAUUGUUUAGCGUUCCGAUCAUUUUCCUGUACGAGGAGAAACGCAUACAGGGGAGGACACAAUGCUGGAUAGACCUGGGCUCUCCUGUUCAGUGGAGGAUCUACAUGAGCCUGGUCAGCUUUACACUUUUCAUAGCCCCCACUCUGAUAAUAGGAGGUUGUUAUGCUGUGAUCGUAGCAACUAUAUGGUCGCAAGGAGGGGCAUUACGCCAGGGACCUACUAGGGACACUAGAAGAGCGUCGUCUCGAGGACUCAUUCCCAGAGCCAAAGUUAAGACGGUUAAAAUGACCCUCGUUAUAGUGUUCGUAUUCAUUCUUUGUUGGAGCCCGUACAUAGUGUUCGAUCUGCUGCAAGUAUACGGAUACGUGCCAGAAACCCAGACAAACAUUGCCGUGGCCACUUUCAUUCAAAGCUUAACACCUCUGAAUUCAGCUGCGAAUCCGAUUAUAUACUGUCUCUUCAGCACGUCAUUUUGUAAAACCGUACGGAACAUGCAGGCGAUAUCAUGGGUUUCUGGAUGGUGUGCAACAAAUCCCCAUCAUUGUUUCGGUACUGGUGCUCCGAACAGCAGUACCAGAACAACAGUGACGACAUCGUUGACAGCACAGUCUUCGAGAAGAAGCGGUCACAUCGCGAUGCUGCACUCUACCACCAGAAAACGAGUUAUGGUGUCGCUGGUGUAAGAAACGAACGAUAGAAACCGCAUCUAUUAGAUGUUCGUAGAGAACUCUGUCUAAUGGUUCCUUUUGAGCUUCGGCAAAGAGACCGCAAGUAUUACGAGUCUUCGAAACUUAGGUUGAACAUUUCGUCUACGUUUCUUCUAAACGUGAAUCUCUGAAAAGUACUGUAGCGAUUUCCUAUUCUUCUCUUCGUGUCUUUGUACUUUCUGGAGGAUUCGAGGAAACGUGAAAAGAAACUGAGACUCUGUUUUCGUAAUACAAAGUACAAGCUACCCACUAAUGAAUAUUAGAAGCAUAGUUUAAGAGGCCGGGAGCGGAGAGAUGCGAUAUAAUAAAAUAAGUUUUACAUGAUCAGUAUUUUAGAUGAGAUCGCGCGCACACGGUUUACGUUUUUUUCAUCCUCUAAUUGAAAUGAAAUUAUUUAAUGAAAUUAUUUAAUGAAAUUGAUGUGUGUAUGUGUGUGUGUGUGUGUGUGUCAAAGGUCACAAGUGGUUUAAUCCUUAAGUGAACCAUCGGAAUCUCAAUUUAAUUUCAAACUAAUAAUUACAUCUUACGUUGAUGUCGUUACUUGGCGAUUUACGCAACCCUUUGUUUUCCUAUGUAAAGAAAAUUUAUUUCUGUUUAUCAAAAUUCAGCGCAAGUUGAACAUAAACUGCAACUAUCAAAUUCGUUACGGUAGAAAUUUAUUAACGACGCCGAACAAAGGCCGCAAACGAUAUUCAAUUUUAAAAUGAAUCAAGAACGUCAUUUCGUUAAUGAAGUCGUUCGCAUCACGAGUAUUCGCCAAGCAUCAGGAGGAUGAAAGGAACAUUAACCUGGCAAUCGAUCAACUUACGUGGAAAAUGAUACGCUCAAAGUAUACAUGUACAUAUAUACAUAGUGUGAAUGAAUGGUAGCUUCGUGUAUUUUAUAUAUGCAUGCUUAUACACGCGCGCGCGCACACACACACUCUUACGUAUGCACACAGAUCAGAUAUAUAUAUAUAUACACAUACGAACGCGUACGUACGAACAUAAAUGUGUAAUAUAUUCAUAAAUUCAACCGUUCGUGAUCGUCGCGAAAACGCCUGGUUCUUGAAGUGGGCAAUUUCGUUAGCAUUCUACCGGAACGAUAAAUCGAUAUCAGUAACAAAAUAUCUCGUAUCGAUUUAUGUAUCCACGAACGAUGUAAUAAUUGUACAGCAAAUUGGUCUUUGUAUCUUCGAGUUAUCUAUCACUUGGAUGCUUUGUCAAACAAACAAAACGAAUCUCCUGCGAUGUGAAAACAGCUUCGUUCAUGCAAAAGAAAUAUAUAACCGUCCAUAAAUCGGAACGGAAUGAAUUAAUCGGUGGUUAUAACUUUUAUACUAUAUUACCUAUCAUCUCUUGUAACGCAGUUAGGUGUUAUAAAAACCGCUACGUUUAUAUAACCAACCUGUAUUUGUAACUCGUCUAUACGUUAUUUAUCGUACUCAGACGCAAAAAGAGGAAAUAAGUUGCGAUAUUUUCACUGCUGAUGAAAUUUGUACAUAUUGUUCAUAAUGUGCAGGGUAUAUCUACGUCUAAUCACUUCUUUCGCUUCUCAAUUUCUGUACAGUUUCUGGCUAUCGGAAUAGGAAAAUAUAAGAUACAGAAAACUUUUUUUUUCUAAUUACCAUAUGUUAUACUACGUCAAGUAAAUAAUAAAUUGUUCUUGGUUGUC